Dissoconium aciculare CBS 342.82 is the source of this 819-nucleotide messenger RNA. RefSeq names its product NAD(P)-binding protein. The transcript is spliced from 3 exons. Bases 1 to 819 code for a protein of 272 amino acids. The record is from RefSeq and is a predicted model, not a curated record. Gene Ontology annotation, molecular function: oxidoreductase activity. NCBI's taxonomy places the organism in Eukaryota, Fungi, Ascomycota, Dothideomycetes, Mycosphaerellales, Dissoconiaceae.
AUGUCGACCGCACAGCCCGUUCUCGUCCAGUCCGCAUCGUUGCACGGCAAGGUCGCCCUCGUGACCGGUGCCGGCCGCGGGAUCGGCAGAGGUUGCGCCAUCGAGCUCGGCAAGCGAGGCGCCAGCGUCGUCAUCAACUACCAGAGCAGCAAGGCGGCGGCUGACGAAGUGGUGGCCAUCAUCGAGGGCAACGGCACCGGCGCCCGCGCCAUCAGCAUCCAGGCCGACGUGAGCAAGAAGAGCGAGAUCGAGCGGCUGUUCUCCGAGACCAAGGCGCACUUCGGCAAGAUCGACAUCGUCAUGAGCAACAGCGGCACCGAGUCCUGGGACAAGACCGAGGAGAUCACCGAGGAGAAGUACGACCACGUCUUCAACCUCAACGCCCGUGCGCAGUUCUUCGUCGGCCAGGCGGCGUGGAAGUACCUCGAGGACAACGGGCGCCUGAUCCUCAUGAGCUCCAUCGCCGCCGGUCUCCUGGGCGUGCGCGACCACGUUCUCUACAACGCCUCCAAGAUGGCCGUCAUCGGCAUGAUCAAGGGGUUCGCGACCGAUUUCGGCGUCCGAGGGAUCACGGUGAACGGUGUCGCUCCCGGCGGAAUCAAGUCGGACAUGUUCACACAGAAUGCUUGGCACUACAUCCCCGGCGCGACUCCUGAUUGGGCCGCGGACAAGAUCGAGAACAUGAUGGCCGAGCACUGUCCUUUGAAGCGCUGUGCGACUCCUGACGAUGUCGCUCGCGUCGUGGCCUUCCUGGCCUCGGAAGAUGGCGGUUGGGUCAACGGUCAAGUCAUCACCAUCUCCGGAGGUUCUUCGCAGUGA